This is a messenger RNA of Microbotryum saponariae, 2340 nucleotides long. NCBI's taxonomy places the organism in Eukaryota, Fungi, Basidiomycota, Microbotryomycetes, Microbotryales, Microbotryaceae. The record is from the annotation of a GenBank genome assembly.
AUGUCACGCCAAUCCACAUUCCCGUCGCCCACGGUCUCGGGCCUGAUCGCCGAAACGGAAGGCACGGUGCCGCCGUUGUCGAACGGGCGUGCUCGUACACCGGCUCGGAGACGCAGUUCGGGAUCGCUCGACUCGGCCGCGGCGGUCGACCCGAAAAAGACGAUAAGGUUGCCUGGCGGAGUUACUGUGACGAGACCGGUGUUUGAACCCAACAAGUCCCUGUACAAGAGGGUACCUCGUAGGUCCAGAUGGGGUCGUGUAGACUGGUAUGCACGGCGCUGAUCGGUCGGUGAUCGCGGACGGAUUCACUUCGCAGCCCAUCUGUUGCUACCCGAUGGUACUCCCAACUACCUCCCCCUCUGUCUCACCUCGAACGUCUACUCGAUCCUUCCCCCAAGUGGCACACCCUUGACCGUCGCCCCCGCGGUGAGUUGGGUGAUCGAGUGCCCCCCCCCCCUUCGCAAUCGAGCCCUGACUCUUGAUCUCGAUCCUUUCUUCCAGCUCUCGGCCCGACUAGGUAACCAAGUCCUCUUCAAGCGCGAAGACCUGACCCCCGUCUUCUCCUUCAAGUUGCGCGGUGCGUACAACCUCAUGAAGCAACUCUCCUCCGACGAACGGUGGCGAGGCGUCGUCGCUUGUUCGGCGGGCAAUCACGCGCAGGGGGUUGCGCUAUCGGGUAGGGAAUUGGGUAUCGCGUGCACGAUCGUCAUGCCUCUCAAUACGCCUUCGAUCAAGUACAUGAAUGUAGAUCGCUUAGGAGCCAAGGUCGUAUUGCAUGGAGCGGAUUUUGACGAAGCGAAGAAGGAAUGCGAUCGAUUGGCCAAGGUCCACGGAUUGACCAUCAUCCCUCCCUUUGACGAUCCUUACAUCAUCGCCGGGCAAGGCACAGCCGCCGUCGAGAUUCUGAGGCAGACGGAUGUGAAUCAGCUCGAUGCGGUGUUCGUACCCGUUGGUGGGGGUGGGUUCUUGGCCGGUAUCGCCAGUUACAUCAAGGCCGUCGCACCCCCGCACGUCAAAGUCAUCGGCGUAGAGACCUACGACGCCGACUGUCUCGCCCAAACGUUGAAAGCGGGCCAGAGGUUGAUGCUCCACGAGGUCGGAUUGUUCGCCGAUGGUACGGCGGUGAGACAGAUGGGCGAGGAGAGCGUCAGGGUUUGCGCGGCCUUGGUCGAUGAGAUCAUCCUCGUUUCCAACGACGAGUUGUGUGCGGCCAUCAAGGAUAUUUUCGAAGGUCAGGUGUUCGGACACGCCAAACGUUCUCGCCGUUUCCUAACUGAUGUGUUGGUUCAUGAACGCUGGGGCCUAGAUACGAGAUCGGCGCCUGAACCUUCGGGAGCGCUCGGCGUCGCCGGGAUGAAAAAGUACAUCCUGCAGAACAACCUUCUCGGCCAGGACAAGUGCUUCGUCCCUAUCGUUUCGGGUGCGAACCUCAAUUUCUCGAGGUUGAGAUUCAUUGCCGAUCGGGCUGAACUGGGAGAGGGCAAGGAGGCGAUGAUGAGGGUCAUCAUUCCCGAGACACCUGGGGCGUGAGUAGAGAGGAACUAGACUUGGGGAGAGCGCUACUUUUGUUGCUGAGACGUGUGAUUGGGGUUUUUUUUUUUGUUCCGGUCGCACAGCUUCCUUCAAUUACAUAGCGUCAUUCAUCCCCGAGCGGUAACGGAAUUCGUGUACCGUUACUCCUCCCCCACAAGAGCUUUCAUCUUCCUCUCCUUUUACCUCUCCUCCGCCUCUUCCUCCGCCAACAACAAUACCACCCAACCCGUACCUUCCAUCAACGGUACCUCGACUGUUCGACCCCUCACACCCGCCGAGAGAAGGGCCCAAGAACUGCAGAGCCUGAUCGCGACGUUCAAAACGCACCAGAUGAACGCGCUCGACAUUUCGGACAACGAGAUGGCCAAGAACCAUGCGAGGUACCUCGUAGGAGGAAGGAGCAAGGUCAACGAUGAGAGGGUGUUCAGGUUCGAGUUUCCGGAGAGACCGGGCGCGUUGAGGAAGUUCUUGGAAACGAUGGGGACGGGGUUCAAUAUCAGUUUGUUCCAUUAUCGCAAUCAUGGAGGAGGUUAGUUUAGUUCCAGACCGCCCGCGCUGGCGGUGGUGGCGCCCGUUCCUAGUUGUUUCGUUACGCCCCAAGGGGGCUCAAAGUUGAUCCCCCCCCCCCCCCACCUUUUUUUUCCCCUACUAGACGUCGGCAAGAUUCUCGCGGGAAUUCAAGUCGCACAGCAGGACGAACCCAAGUUUCAAGAGUGGUUACAUGGGUUGAGGUACCCUUACGUCGAGGAGACGGAUAACCCCGUUUACAAGGAUUUCUUGGACGAGGUGCAUGCGGAGGAUGAGUAG